GCAACCUGGAAAAAAAAAGAAAAAAGGGGAAGAAGAUAGCAGAGACCAUAGAGAGUGCGAGCGAGGGACUAAAGACUGCUCAAAGGACCAAAACAAAAGAGCAGAGAGAGAGAUAGAGAGGAAAGAAAGAUGGAGAGAUCUGAGUUGGGUACCGAGUCAUCCCUGAGUUAGGUCACAUCACGCCAUCGACUUGUCUGCAUUAAUUAGUAGUGACGAUCCAGAGCGUUAGAUCUCAUUCGUGUCAACCGUCUGAUUCUUCUUUUUCUCUCUCCCUUCCUCACGCUGCAUCUAAGAAUUUGAAGCGAACAAUCUGAAGGAAAAGAAGCUGCAACUAAGAAACCGAACGAUAAGGUCGGGUUUCGGUGGGUUGUUUUGUUGUACGACUCGGUGCUUUUUCAGAUUUGACCUUUGUGGAAGCUUGAAUGGAGCUCAAGUUCACUUGAUUAAAGUCGAUUUAGUGUUUGGAAGCUGAGAAAAUUCGAAGAAGUUUGAGUAAUGUUGAGGGAAAUAAAUAAUAAUUAUCUUAUGUAGCAGUUUAUAGUUGAAAUUUUGAUGAUAAUUGUUCUCUUUCAUUUGGAUCUUGUUUGGAUUCUCAGAAACAUAUAAAGUUGAUUUGUGGCAGUUAGGGCUGAAUAGUAGAAGCCCUAAUCUACUGGGAGUUUUUCUACUAAUUAAAUCCCUAGAAAAUUUGUGAACUAUAUUUGCCCAAAUAUGGAACAGACUUCAUAGCUUAGAAAUUGAAAGAGAGAUAGAAAUAUAUAGAACCAAUGGAAGAUAUCUCCAAGUAUUCCCACAGUCCUGUGCACUUUGCAGUUGCACGCCGUGAUUAUGCAGCCCUCAGGUGCAUUAUCUCAACUCUUCCGUCUCUUGCCAAGGCUGGUGAAGUUAAAACGGAAGAAGAGUCUCUUGCUGCUGAGGUAAGAGCUGAUGCUGUUUCUGCUGUCAUUGAUCGCCGAGAUGUUCCUGGCCGUGAGACUCCUUUGCAUCUUGCUGUUAAAUUGCGAGACCCAAUCUCUGCAGAGAUUUUGAUGGCAGCUGGGGCAGAUUGGAGCCUGCAGAAUGAAAAUGGUUGGAGUGCUCUUCAAGAAGCAGUUUGCACAAGAGAGGAGCAAAUUGCUAUGAUAAUUGCUCGGCAUUACCAACCUCUUGCUUGGGCAAAAUGGUGUCGUCGGCUUCCACGAAUUGUUGCUUCAUCAGCCCGUAUCCGUGACUUCUACAUGGAGAUAGCAUUUCAUUUUGAGAGUUCAGUUAUCCCAUUUAUUGGCCGCAUUGCCCCUUCAGAUACUUAUCGCAUUUGGAAGCGUGGUUCUAACCUCCGUGCGGAUAUGACCCUUGCUGGGUUUGAUGGUUUUCGCAUUCAAAGGUCAGAUCAAACAUUUCUCUUCUUGGGAGAGGGGUAUUCUUCAGAGGAUAGUAAUAUAUCUUUGCCACCAGGUUCACUAAUUGUUCUUGCACACAAGGAAAAGGAAGUUACUAAUGCUUUGGAGGGGGCUGGUGCUCAACCAACAGAAGCAGAGGUUGCCCAUGAAGUGGCUUUAAUGUCUCAAACUAAUAUGUAUAGGCCAGGAAUUGAUGUCACUCAGGCAGAGCUUGUUCCUCAUUUGAACUGGCGGCGGCAAGAGAGGACAGAGAUGGUUGGAAAUUGGAAGGCCAAAGUUUAUGAUAUGUUUCAUGUGAUGGUGAGUGUGAAGUCAAGGCGCGUUCCAGGUGCAAUGACUGAUGAGGAGCUUUUUGCUGCGGAUGAUGAAGACAGGCCAGUAAAUGGUGCUGACAAUGAUGAGUUUGAUGAUGUAUUGACAGCUGAGGAGAGGAAACAGUUGGAUACUGCACUUCGUAUGGGGAAUUCAGAUGGUCUUUGUGAGGAUGAGGAACUUGGGGUCAUCGAGUAUCAAGAAAAUGGAUCUGGAGGUUCUUAUGAAAAUGGGGAAUCCAAUGGUGCCAUUAAAGAGAAGAAGAGUUGGUUUGGUUGGAAGAACAAAGGUUCAAAGAACAAUAAUGAUGAUCCUGAAGAUUCAAAAAUCUUGAAGAAGUUUUCGAAGUUGGCACCUGAAGGUGGGAACCAGAAAUCAGUUGAUAAUAAAAAAUCAUCGUCUGAAUUUUCUAGGGAGGAUUUGGGGGAUACCAAGAAGGGAAAGGAUAAAGGCAGCAAGAAGAAAAAGAAGAAAGGGGUCAGUAGCGAGUCUAAGCAUGAGAGUGAGUACAAGAAGGGUUUAAGACCUGUCUUGUGGCUGACACCGGAUUUUCCUUUGAAAACUGAGGAGCUCCUACCUUUACUUGAUAUAUUAGCGAACAAGGUCAAAGCUGUUAGGAGGCUUAGGGAGCUUCUGACUACUAAAUUACCUCAAGGAACAUUUCCUGUCAAGGUUGCCAUCCCCAUUGUCCCAACUAUUCGGGUGCUUGUUACUUUCACAAAAUUUGAGGAGCUUCAGCCAGUGGAGGAGUUUUCAACCCCCCUUUCCAGCCCAGCACAUUUCCAGGAUGCCAAAUCCAAGGAAGCAGAAGGGUCCACUUCUUGGAUUUCAUGGAUGAGGGGGAGUCGUGGUGGGCAAUCAAGUGAUAGCGAUAGUCAUAGAUACAAGGAUGAGAUUGACCCAUUCCACAUACCAUCAGACUAUACUUGGGUUGAUGCUAACGAGAAGAAGCGCCGCAUGAAGGCCAAGAAAUCCAAGAGUAAGAAACAUAGGAAACAGGCCGCCGCCAGAGGUGGGGAUGGUGGAACACAUCAAUUGAGUGAAGAUGUGGAAGAAUAAUUGGCGACCAACUAUCCCAAGGACCUUUGCCACUACAAAAUCCUUUGCAAGGUAAAAUACAAGAUAGGGCUCUGCUUGCACAUCUGACCUUUAUUCAUCUUCCGAGUCACACAUUGGAUGAUUUCAUAGAAUCUGUUAGGGAAUCAGUUCUUGUUGAUUAUGAAGACUGUUGUCUUCUGUUCUUGUAUUGUUUUGUGAUGAAAUUGAAGAGGAGCGGAGUCUUCUUCAUUCCUUCUUUUAGACAUUAAUCUUUGUAUCAUAAUCAGUUGAUUACCAAGCUUACACUUCUGUGAUUGAUAUUCUUUUCCCUUGGUCAUUUUCA
Messenger RNA from Hevea brasiliensis (rubber tree), 3072 nucleotides. RefSeq lists its product as uncharacterized. The coding region runs from base 768 to 2750 and encodes 660 amino acids. Gene Ontology annotation, molecular function: protein binding. The transcript has 3 exons. Gene Ontology annotation, cellular component: cytoplasm. NCBI's taxonomy places the organism in Eukaryota, Viridiplantae, Streptophyta, Magnoliopsida, Malpighiales, Euphorbiaceae. The record is from RefSeq and is a predicted model, not a curated record.